Messenger RNA from Chelonia mydas (Green sea turtle), 574 nucleotides. Its product is annotated as cytochrome b-c1 complex subunit 6, mitochondrial. NCBI's taxonomy places the organism in Eukaryota, Metazoa, Chordata, Testudines, Cheloniidae. Gene Ontology annotation, biological process: mitochondrial electron transport, ubiquinol to cytochrome c. Bases 54 to 332 code for a protein of 92 amino acids. The record is from RefSeq and is a predicted model, not a curated record. The transcript is spliced from 4 exons.
GUGACCCUGGCGAGUCCUUCUGCGCCUGUGAGGGAGCCCGGAGCGCAGCGGCGAUGGGGCUGCGGGACGAGGAGAUGCUGGAGGGCCGCAGCGGGGAACCUGAGGUUGAGGAAGAGGAGGAGGAGGCAGAGCUGGUGGAUCCUUUAACCACAGUAAGGGAGCACUGUGAGCAGACUGAGAAGUGCGUGAAGGCACGGGAGAAGCUGGAGCUGUGUAAUGCGCGAGUGUCUGCAAGGUCCCACACGCAGGAGGAAUGUACGGAAGAGCUUUUUGACUUCCUGCAUGCCAGGGACCACUGUGUGGCUCACAAACUCUUUAAGAAUCUGAAGUAAAUGUUGGAGCAAGUCCCACCAUCUGCCUCCAUCGUUCAGCUGGAACACGGUGCAGUUUCUUUUUGGAUUCCAAGUGCUGCUUCCUGCCCGUUAUUGUGAAUGUACAGUAUAAGUGAACAGCUUCCUGGCUGUGCUGCGGUGAUCCAGGUGCCAACGUGUCAUUGCAUCUCUGUUCCAUGAAAAAUGUGCAGCUGUAACAAAACCAUCUUCUGUGGUUUUCCAUAUUAAACAUUUUCAAAGUU